UGUAGAAGACUGAAGAAAGAGAAAAGACUAGGGAGAGAAAACAUAAAGCAGAGAGUGAGGCAGAGGGGGGGUGCUGCUGGGAAUCCAUCCAGCACACUGCAGAGAGAAACCAGUGAGACUGGGAGAGGACGGAGAGGACGGAGAGGACUGAGAGGACUGGGAGAGGACGGAGAGGACUGGGAGGACAGACUGGUUUUACGAGCAGACUGCAAAGCACCAUGGCCGACAACGUGAGCGAGGAGUCGGAUUAUACCCCGGGGAAAGAUGAGCUGGACUGGGGCUACGAGGAAGGUGUAGAAUGGGGACUCCAUUUCCCAGCAGCCAACGGCGAGUACCAGUCUCCCAUCAACCUGAACUCCAGGGAGGCUCAGUACGACCCAUCCCUCCUGGAUGUCGGCUUAUCACCAAACUAUGUGGUUUGUCGAGACUGUGAGGUAAUCAACGAUGGACACUCAGUCCGCAUCAUUCUCAAGUCCAAGUCAGUGGUUACCGGCGGUCCGUUGCCUAGUGAUCAUGAGUACGAGCUUCAUGAGGUUCGAUUCCACUGGGGCAAAGAGAACCAGAGAGGAUCCGAACACACUGUCAACUUCAAGGCUUUCCCUAUGGAGCUCCAUCUGAUUCACUGGAACAGCACUCUGUUCAACUCUCUGGAGGAUGCUCUUGGGAAGAAGAAUGGAGUCGUCAUCAUAGCUCUGUUUGUGCAGAUCGGUAAGGAGCACCUGGGUCUGAAGGCCAUCACCGAGGUUCUGCAGGACCUGCAGUACAAGGGGAAGAGCAAGAUCAUCCCCUGCUUCAACCCCAACACUCUGUUACCUGACCCUUUGCUGAGAGACUACUGGGUGUAUGAAGGAUCUCUGACCACUCCACCCUGUAGUGAAAAUGUGACCUGGAUCCUCUACCGCUACCCCCUCACCAUCUCCCAGCUACAGAUCGAGGAGUUUCGGAGGCUGCGAUCCCAUUUCAAAGGGGCGGAGCUGCAAGAAGGGAAUGAUGGGAUGUUGGGGGACAACUUCCGGCCCACGCAGCCGCUCAGUGACCGGACGGUUCGCGCUGCCUUCCAGUGACCCGCACCUUCAUCACCACUGAGAACACUCUGGGACUGACAGAGAGCAGAGCAGUGGUGAGCAGGAGCGUGAGCCCCCCCGGUCCUCCUGGUGAGAGAGGGAUGAAGAGGUGGAGAGAGGAACACACACAGGGAGAGAGAAAUUGGACCAGCUUCAGACUGAAGGAGGACAGAGAGACUGCUGACUCACAUCUUCACUGAGUGCUUGUGUUCGUGUGUGUGGGUGUUUCCUUUCUGCAUAACUAUUGUGUGUAUGUGUGUGUAACAUCCGCCAUGCGGUUGUGUGUGUACUGUUUCAAUAUUACUGUACGUGUCUGUGUCCUGAUUACAAAGAUAGGAGACUUCACAACCAGCCCUGCUGUCUCUGCUGUCAAAACAAGAGGCACACACACACACACACACACACACACACACACACGCACACACGCACACGCACACGCACGCACACACAGACACACACAUUUACACACACAUUUACACACUCAACACACACACGUCUGUACUCUGCUGCGUACAUCAUGUGUUACAGACAUGUCACAUUUUACAAACUGUAUUUAGAACAUUCUAAUAUGUUGUUAUGAAUCUUUAAAUCUAAAACAAAUGCAGUCAACAUGAAGCGAAAUGUGUCUUUAACAGAAUAAACUCAACCAACUUUUGAA
Trematomus bernacchii (emerald rockcod) is the source of this 1722-nucleotide messenger RNA. RefSeq names its product carbonic anhydrase VIII (gene ca8). The record is from RefSeq and is a predicted model, not a curated record. Gene Ontology annotation, molecular function: zinc ion binding; carbonate dehydratase activity. Lineage: Eukaryota; Metazoa; Chordata; Actinopteri; Perciformes; Nototheniidae. The transcript is spliced from 9 exons. Bases 219 to 1064 code for a protein of 281 amino acids.